UCUCCUCUCUAUCCAAUUUGCGUAUACCGUUUUGCUCUCCUCUCUAAAUUCAACUCCAACUUGAUCACUCUCUCAGACUUCCUUCUCCUUCCAGCUCUCUGAAACUUGAAAAUGGCGAACGACAUUCGCUUCUUUGAGUUGAACACCGGAGCCAAGAUGCCGUCUUUGGGCUUAGGGACCUGGCAGUCCAGCCCCGGCUUGGUCGGUGAAGCCGUCGCCACCGCCAUCAAGGCAGGAUAUAGGCAUAUUGAUUGUGCUCAAGCCUAUGGCAAUGAGAAAGAGAUUGGUUUGGUUUUGAGGAAGCUGUUUGAAGAUGGUGUGGUGAAGCGCGAGGAAUUGUGGAUUACCUCCAAGCUCUGGUGUACGGAUCAUGCACCGGAAGAUGUACUAGAGGCAUUGGAUAGGACUUUGAGAGACCUGCAGCUUGAAUAUAUUGACUUGUACUUGGUAUGUAUUAAAAAUUCAAAACUUAUUCCCAUGUUAGGUGCUUUUGAAUUUGGUUCAGGACGGUCUGCACAUGGUUGAUCAGAUCACUCACAGGGCUUUAAUAUAGAUAAGUCAUGCUUAGUUCAGGGUUUAAUCUGCAUUUUCCAAAAGAUAUGGAUAAGACCCUGGGAGACUUGCAGCUUGAUUAUUUGGACUUGUACCUGGUAUGCAUUGCAUGUUCAAAUCUCGUUCGCAUGUUAUGUCUCUUGGAUUUUUG
Molecule: messenger RNA, 703 nt
Organism: Fragaria vesca subsp. vesca
Lineage: Eukaryota; Viridiplantae; Streptophyta; Magnoliopsida; Rosales; Rosaceae
Product: aldo-keto reductase family 4 member C9-like
Exons: 4
Coding region: 112-525 (137 amino acids)
Cellular component (GO): cytosol
Molecular function (GO): aldose reductase (NADPH) activity
Source: RefSeq, a predicted model, not a curated record